CAGCGUGGAGGAGGAGGAGGAGGAAGCGGUCUGAGAGUCCGCAUCCCCGCACAGGACGGGGACAGAGCCAACGCGAGAGAAGGGAAAACACUUUCAUUUUGACUUCGGGGACUUUCUUUUACAUGGGGACAAGAAAUGACAUCGACGGCGAGCGAAAGGAGGGCGUUUGCUCAUAAAAUCAACCGGACGGUUGCUGCAGAAGUCAGAAAACAAGUGUCCAGGGACUAUGGCUCGCCUCAGCUGUCCAAGAAACGAGGAGGCGCACACCACCCUCUGCCGCUGACGGAGGUGGUCGAGCCGGUGGACUUCGAGGAGUAUGUGAGCAGCCACGCUCCCGGGGUGGAGCCCGGUCCACUCAGGCAGCUGAUGGAGUUCCCCCACGACGACCUGGAGCUCCUCCAUCAGGAUAAAGAGUGCACUACACUGGAGCCGCCGCUCCCUGAGGAGGAGGACUCACUGGAUCCCAGAGUGAGAGAUGCCUUAGCAGUCUACACAGAUAACUGGCUCGUCAUUCAAAGAAAGUAUCAGCGCUACAGCACCACGUACACCCCUCACAACUCUGAGCGGCAGAGGGAGAGGCAGCGAGGGCUGGUCAAACAGACCUUUGAACUGGACGAGGCUGCUGCCGCCGAGCGCCAGGAUGACCAGGAUGACGCAAAGCGGCGGUCGGUCAGCAUUGAUGAAACUCCGCGGGGCAGCUGGGCCUCCAGCAUCUUCGACUUGAAGAACUCCUCCCCGGACGCUCUCCUGCCGUCCGUGCUGGAACGGACAGCUGCAGAGGAUAUGGACCGUCGCAAUACGGAGGCGCGCUCGCAGGGGCGCCACAGUGACCUGCUUGGCCUGUACCCUCCCCCUGAUGAGGAUGAAGCAGUGGAGAGAUGUUCCCUUCCUGAAGUGCCCAAGGAACAUUGUGGCCAGAGGAUCAUGGUCAAGUGUCUGUCUCUCAAGUUUGAAAUAGAAAUUGAGCCAAUAUUUGGAACGCUCGCCCUUUAUGACGUCAAGGAGAAGAAAAAAAUCUCUGAGAAUUUCUACUUUGACUUGAACUCGGAUCAGAUGAAAGGACUGCUUAAGGCCCACACGCCCCACGUAGCCAUAUCCACGUUGGCCCGUUCUGCCAUUUUCUCUAUCACGUACCCUUCUGCUGAUAUCUUCUUGGUCAUUAAGCUCGAAAAAGUCCUCCAGCAAGGAGACAUCGGUGAAUGCUGCGAACCCUACAUGGUCAUGAAAGAAUCGGAUUCCUCCAAGCACAAGGAGAAGCUGGAGAAGCUGCGCCUUCAGGCGGAGCAGUCGUGCAGUCGCCUUGGCCGCUUUCGCAUGCCCUUUGCCUGGACGGCCAUUCACCUCCUCAACAUCGUCAGCAGUGUGGGGGGUCUGGAUCGGUCCGACCCAGACUCUGACUCUGAACGAAAGGGCCACGGGACGUGGAAUGAGAGAAAGAAGAAGGGGAUUGAGCGAAUGAGCGUCGGGGACGACAUGUGUAACUUUGCCACUUUCCGUCCAGCGACGCUCACUGUCACCAACUUCUUCAAACAGGAGGGAGACAGGCUGAGCGACGAGGACCUCUACAAGUACCUUGCAGACAUGCGCAGGCCGUCCUCGGUUCUGCGACGGCUCAGGCCUGUCACAGCCCAGCUGAAGAUUGACAUUUCUCCAGCUCCGGACUCGCCUCAUUAUUGUUUGUCACCAGAGCUGCUUCACGUGAAGCCUUAUCCGGACCCGCGUGUUCGCCCGACCAAAGAGGUGCUGGAGUUCCCGGCUCGCUACGUGUACACGCCGCACACCACCUACAGGAACCUGCUCUACGUUUACCCGCAGAGCCUGAACUUCAGCAGCCGUCAGGGCUCCGUGAGGAACAUCGCCGUUAAGGUUCAGUUCAUGGCAGGAGAGGAUCCCAGUCAAGCUUUGCCUGUCAUCUUUGGAAAGUCAAGUUCGUCUGAGUUCAUGAAAGACGCUUAUACUCCUGUCAUCUACCACAACAAGUCCCCUGAGUUCUAUGAGGAGAUGAAGAUGAAGAUUCCUGCCAACCUGACAGACAACCACCACUUGCUCUUCACCUUCUAUCACAUCAGCUGCCAACCCAAACAGAACACUCCUCUGGAAACCCCUGUAGGCUACACCUGGAUUCCUCUGAUGCAGCAUGGCCGACUACGCACCGGCUCCUUCAGUCUGCCCGUCUCGGUGGAAAAGCCUCCUCCCAGCUACUCCGUGCUCACCCCUGACGUCCAGCUCCCAGGCAUGAAGUGGGUGGAUAAUCACAAAGGAGUGUUCAACGUUGAGGUGACGGCGGCUUCCUCGGUUCACACUCAGGAUCCCCACCUGGAUAAGUUCUUCACUCUGGUGUACGUUCUGGAAGAGUACUCCUUCCCCUUCCGUCUUAAGGACGUCAUAAUAACGGAGGCGAACAUGGAGGGGGAGCUGAAAGCCAGCAUGGUUGCGCUGAGAGGGGCUCUGCUGGAUACCUGUGUCAGGUUUUUGCAUCAGCUGCUCAACAAACUCAUUCAGCUCAUCGUGUACCCUCCAGUGAUCGCAGGGCAAAUCGUGAACUUGGGUCGUGCUGCCUUUGAAGCAAUGGCUUUGUUGGUCAACCAGAUGCACAAAAACUUGGAGGGGAACCAAGACCAGCAUGGCCGCAACAACCUGCUGGCAUCCUACGUUCAUUACUGCUUUCGCCUGCCCACCGCCGAACCUGCAGUGCCCCCCGCAGCAGGCACCCAGGCCUAUGAGAUGCCUCUGCAGUAUGCUACCUUGUCGAGGGCAACGGCCCGUCCCACCAGCCUGCACCUGGCCCGUUCCAAGAGCAUUAGCAACUCCAACCCCGACCUGGCUAGCACGCCAAUUUCUCCUGACGAAGAGGUCCAAAGAAUCAUAGGGAGCAAGGGCAUUGACCGCUCCCACUCCUGGGUAAACUCUGCUUAUGCCCCCGGGGGCUCAAGAUCUGUGCUACGCCGGAACCCCAACUCCAGCUGUGAGCUCAAGCAGGCAAGCGACCGCAGCUGCAAUCGCAUGUCUGCAUUUCUGGACACCGUGGCCUUGUUUUCAGUUCCCACAAGGCAGAUUACUAAGAAGCUCCUCCACGAGGAGCUGGCACUACAGUGGGUGGUCAGCACCAGUACCGUGAGGGAAGCAGCACUUCAGCAGGCUUGGUUUUUCUUCCAGCUAAUGACGAAGAGUAUGGCCCAUCACUUAUUCCUGACCUCGAAAUUGGAAGUUCCUAGGCGUCAGCGUUUCCCAGACCGCUUUGUAGAUGACAUCGCUGCCCUUGUGUGUGCCAUCAGUGCAGACAUUGCGAGCCGUUACCACAAGGAUGUGGAGCUUGUGGAGAGGUUAAAUAGCAGCCUGGCCUUCUUCCUAAAUGACCUGCUGUCUCUCAUGGACCGGGGCUUUGUUUUCAACCUCAUCCGCUCCUACUACAAACAGAUUGCCAACAAGCUUCAUACAACGCAGAAUCCCAGCUCUCUGAAUGCUCUGAGGAUGGACUUUACACGCAUCGUCUGCAGCCAUGAGCACUAUGUCAUCUUGAACUUGCCCUGCUCAACUCUGAGCCCUCCAGCCUCACCCUCUCCUUCGACAUCUUCCACCACCUCGCAGAGUUCAGCGUUUUCCAGCAUGGUGCAAGACCAGGGUGUGGCCACCAUGUUUGAGCUGUCCGUCCCUUUUCGUCAGCAGCACUUCCUGUCUGGCCUGCUGCUUACUGAGCUCUCUCUCAUUCUUGAUCCUGACGGUGAAGGGGUGUUCUUCCUUCAUAAAAAGGCCAUUUGUGCAGUGCACUCCCUGCUGUGUAGCCAUGAUGCAGACCCUCGCUACAGAGACCCUCAGGUCAGAGCCCACAUUGCUCAGCUCUACCUGCCCCUCAUCCUCAUCGUCAUGGAGACGUCGCAUCACCUCUACGACUUCUCUGACUCCUCGCCUGCGCGGGUCCGCCAUGCCUCCGCCCACACCGACGAUGCUGACCCAGACGGCAGCACUAUCAGUCAGUCUGUUGCCAUGGCGAUUGCCGGCUCCCCUUUGCCGCAUGCCAAAGCCAACCCGUUCGCACUGCCCACAGUGGCUGGGCGCCAGUCCAGCUCCCUGUCUGCCGAGUGCAGCCGAACUCUGCUGGUGUGUUUCCUGUGGGUGCUGAAGAAUGCAGAUGCAGCUCUCCUGGAGCGCUGGGUGUCUGAUCUGUCUGUACUUCAAAUCAACCGCUUGCUGGAUCUGCUGCAUCUUUGUGUCUCCUGCUUUGAAUACAAGGGGAGGAAGACUCUGGAGAGGAUCAACAGCUUGACGUUUAAAAAGUCACAGGACAUGAAGGCCCGGCUGGAGGAAGCGAUACUGGGAACCAUCGGAGCUCGUCAGGAGAUGGUGCGACGCUGUAGAGAAAGGAGUCCUUAUGGCAGCCAGGAGAAUGUUAGGUGGAGAAAGAACGUCACUCACUGGAGACAAAAUACAGACAGAGUCGACAAGACUAAAGCUGAGAUGGAGCAGGAGUCAGUGGUGGAUGGAAACCUGGCUACUGAGGCUUCUCUGAUAGUGCUGGACACACUUGAAAUUAUAGUCAAGACUGUGGUUGCAUCAGAGCUGAAAGAAAGCGUUUUAGGCGGAGUGCUGCGAGUGCUUCUCCACAGCAUGGCAGGAAACCAGAGUGCCCUCUUUCUGCAGCAUUGCUUCACUACACAGAGAGCUCUGGUUUUCAAGUUUCCGGAGAUGCUGUUUGAAGAGGACACAGAGCUUUGUGCAGACCUGUGCCUCCGUCUCCUGCGUCACUGCAGCAGCAGCGUCGGCUCUGUCAGAAGUCACGCCUCCGCCUCUCUUUACCUGCUCAUGAGGCAGAACUUUGAGAUUGGAAACAACUUUGCACGAGUCAAGAUGCAGGUCACGAUGUCUCUGUCCUCCCUGGUUGGGACAUCGCAGAACUUUAACGAGGAGCAUCUUCGUCGGUCUCUGAAGACAAUCUUGACAUAUGCUGAAGAGGACGUAGAGCUGCGUGACACACCUUUCCCAGAGCAGGUCCAGGAUCUGGUGUUCAACCUGCACAUGAUCCUUACUGACACUGUGAAGAUGAAGGAGCAUCAGCAGGACCCAGAAAUGCUCAUCGAUCUAAUGUACAGGAUUGCGAAGGGCUACCAGAACUCUCCUGACCUGCGCCUGACUUGGCUUCAGAACAUGGCAGGGAAGCACUCCGAGAGAGGAAACCAUGCUGAGGCAGCACAUUGCCUCGUCCACAGCGCUGCACUGGUAGCAGAAUAUCUCAACAUGCUGGAGGACUGUCGCUACCUGCCAAUUGGUUGUGUCACAUUCCAGAAUAUUUCAUCCAACAUAUUGGAGGAGUCCGCAGUAUCCGAUGACGUCCUGUCUCCAGAGGAGGAGGGCAUUUGCGCUGGGAAGUAUUUCAGCGAGUCCGGUCUGGUGGGCCUCCUGGAGCAAGCAGCUGCCUCUUUCAACAUGGCUGCCAUGUACGAGGCCAUAAAUGAAGUGUACAAGAUUCUGCUGCCCAUCCACGAAGCCAACAGAGACUUCAAAAAGCUGGCCACUGUCCACGGGAAGCUACAAGACGCCUUCAACAAAGUCUACAACCAAAGUUCCGGGUGGGAGAGGAUGUUUGGGACCUACUUCCGAGUGGGUUUCUAUGGAUGUCAGUUCGGAGACCUGGAUGAGCAAGAGUUCGUCUACAAGGAGCCAUCAAUCACCAAAUUAGCUGAGAUUUCCCACAGGCUUGAGGAGUUUUAUUCAGUGAGGUUUGGGAAUGAGGUGGUCGAAAUUAUCAAGGACUCCAACCCUGUGGACAAAACCAAACUGGACCCCAACAAGGCGUACCUCCAAAUCACCUAUGUUGAGCCCUACUUCGACACAUAUGAGCUGAAGGAAAGAAUCACCUACUUCGAUAAGAACUACAACCUGCGCACCUUCAUGUACUGCACCCCUUUCACUCUGGACGGUCGAGCCCACGGGGACCUAAAUGAGCAGUACAAACGCAAAACCAUCCUGACAACCUCUCACGCCUUCCCUUACAUCAAGACCCGCAUCAAUGUUCUCAACAAAGAGGAGAUCAUUCUCGUCCCCAUAGAGGUGGCGAUUGAGGACAUGCAGAAGAAGACGCAGGAACUCGCCUUUGCAACCACCCAAGAUCCCGCAGACUCUAAGAUGCUCCAAAUGGUGCUGCAGGGUUGCGUGGGCACAACCGUCAACCAGGGCCCCCUCGAGGUGGCUCAGGUCUUUCUCUCCAACAUUCCUGAUGACCCAAAGCUGUUCCGCCAUCACAACAAACUGCGCCUCUGCUUUAAAGACUUCACUAAGAGGUGUGAGGAUGCCUUGAGGAAGAAUAAAGCCCUGAUUGGACCAGAUCAGAAGGAAUACCACAGGGAGCUGGAGAGGAACUACAAUAAACUGAAAGAGGCCCUGGGUCCUCUCAUCAACCGCAAGAUCCCCGAGCUAUACAGAACCCUGCCAGCUCAGACUACGCAAACACAGCGGAACUCCUACAGCAGGUCCAGCCUUCACAGAGUCGACUGUUGAGGCGCAGAACUGUGGAACACAACCCAGACCAGCUAGCUUUAGAAAUUACGACCAUCUAAUGCCGUCUGUUCCCCCUCCCCCCACCACCACUCUGCACGCCAACUGUCACAAGCACACACCGUCUUCCUCCUCGUCUAGCUUGUUAUUUUACCCCCACCAACCUCCGGCCACCCAGUCAAGCCUUAAGCCACCAUCUUCUGCCGCCACACACAUGCACCGUUAGUUGUCACCUCGUGGAACCAUCUCCCCCCAUCACCACCACCACCACCACCACUCACACCUCUGUAGGAAUAAACCUCGGCUGUUUAUACUGGAACUUUAUCUGCUCUGUAAACAUUGUCAUUUGGAGCAAGGCUCUAGGAUGCCAGUGUUUAAAAGAGAGCUUUCUAAAGUAAUCUUUUGACUGACAACCCAAAGUAAUCUCUCUGAGCUUGAUCUGGCUUUAACUUUAGUUUUUAGAGCUAGACCGACCAAACACGUUGUGGGUAUUCCUUUUUGAUAUUGAAGAGGCUGUAGCUUGUCUGUUUUGCGUCAUGGCUUAUUUUAUGUAUAUUGUUUCUCCUAAACUAUCCCAGCUAGUAAUCACUGCCAGACUUAGUUAUUAAAUAGUCCCAUGGUGUUUUCUUUUGUUAUCAACAGACCAAAUAACUGACAUUCCUUCAUCCCACAUGUAUCUGCCUGUCUCUCAUUAUAUAACAAUUAAAUAUAGAGACUUGGGCUCAGGGUUUGCACAUAAAACAUUAAUGUAUGGGGAAACCAUUUGGAUGGGACGUUUAUGUUUUGUUUUUUGUUUUUUUUAAACUGUGAAAUUCUCCUGUAAUAUACUACAGUCACAUCAAGGGUUUAUCACAGAAGCACUGCCUUCACCCACACAAAUACGUUCAAACUGUGACAUGUACUAUCACCCUGCAGUACCCUCCGAUGACUGAACGCGCUUUGGCUGUGGAGGCAAAUGUCUUGACUCGACGUGAACUGCUGUCAAAAAGCACUCCUAAUGUUUUGAAUACGUCCACUGUGGCUCUAGAAGAUUUGCAUUCAGUGUAGUCAUUCCUUUCUACUGUAUCUAUUAAAUUGCACUAUUGUAAACAAUUAACACUGUAACUACUAAAAUAUCUGUGUUUUUGUUAUUUUACAAAGCUGGAAACUUUUUUUUACCAAUUAGAUAAGCAUUUUUAUUUAUUUACACUGCCUUCUAUUAAAUAUCUCUUCCUAAACGUUUA
Mugil cephalus (flathead mullet) is the source of this 7712-nucleotide messenger RNA. Its product is annotated as dedicator of cytokinesis protein 7-like. Gene Ontology annotation, biological process: positive regulation of GTPase activity; small GTPase-mediated signal transduction. Lineage: Eukaryota; Metazoa; Chordata; Actinopteri; Mugiliformes; Mugilidae. The transcript has 50 exons. Gene Ontology annotation, molecular function: guanyl-nucleotide exchange factor activity. Gene Ontology annotation, cellular component: cytosol. The record is from RefSeq and is a predicted model, not a curated record. The coding region runs from base 136 to 6492 and encodes 2118 amino acids.